CAAUGAACAUCAUCUUACUGCUGCUCCUGAUGUCUUACGGAGGUCCUGCCAUGUCAGCCAGGAUCCUUGCUGUCCUGCCAAUCCCUGCCAAGAGUCAUCACAUCCUGUUUAACGCCGUGCUGAGGACACUGGCGCAGGCAGGACAUCAGGUCGUCAGCUACAGCGGUCUACCAGCCGACCAGGAGGUGGCAAACUUAACUGUUAUUCACAUGGACAACAUCCAACCAGUUGAUAAAUCAAUGACCAAAGAAAUGCUGGAGAUGUUGUUAAACAUGAGUCCAGUUGGAACAACCUCAACUUUUGCCAUCAAAUGGAAUUUGUUUACAAAAAAUAUGAAAAAUAACAAGGAUUUUCAGCAGCUUCUUAAAUCAGAUGAAAAGUUUGAUUUGAUAUUUUUGGAAGCGUUUUAUGCUCAAGAAUCACUUUUUGCCCUUGGUCACAAGUUCAAAGCUCCCAUAAUCAAUCUUCAACCAUUCGGAGCUUUCAGUCUUGUAAACAGAGCUAGCGGGAAUUCUCUCAACCUUGCGUACAUUCCUGAUUUCGCUUUUCCAUUCUCAAAUCACAUGACUUUCUAUGAGAGGACACUCAAUGCUUACUCAAUUUUGAGUACGCUUUUCAAAUAUUACUUCUAUAUGUUUCCCUCGCAAGAUCAGUAUAUGAGGGAGUUGUUUAACGACUCUUUGCUACCUCCCUUGUCAGAAUUGAUGCAGACCUGGUUGGCCUUGACUUUUUCAAACGAGCAUCCUCAUGUUCACUAUGCGCAGCCGUACACCCCCAACAUCAUUCCGAUCGGUGGAAUACAUCUGGCCAAGGAGCAGAACCCACUUCCUGAGGAAAUGAAAAGGUUCCUGGAUAAGGCAUCUGAAGGAGUUGUAUACUUCAGCGUUGGGUCAAUAGUCCCGGACCAUCUGCUUGAUGAAGAAUACUUCAACAACUUUCUUGCAGCAUUCAGUUGUUUGCCACAAAAAGUAUUGUGGAAAACAAAACGCAACCUUCAAAAUCUGCCAAAAAAUAUAAUGACAUCGGAGUGGGUGCCCCAACAAGAUGUUCUGGCUCAUCCUAACGUGAAAGUGUUCAUGACUCACGGAGGGAUGUUUAGUCAACAUGAGGUGAUUAGAGCUGGAGUCCCAGUAAUCUGCACUCCUUACUUCGGCGAUCAAGCCAUGAAUGCCAAGUUCUACGAGGAGAAAGGAAUUGGAGUCAUUCUGCCUUUCAAAUCCUUAUCAGAAGAAACAAUCUUGUCAGCACUAACAAAAGUUCUUAAUGAUAAAAAGUACAAGGACAACAUGUUGAAGAUGUCUAUGAUCUACCAGGACCGCCCUGUCAGUCCCACAGACACACUCCUAUACUGGGUAGACUAUGUCAUGCACCAUGCUGGGGCUAAGCAUCUUACACCAGCUGCAGCUGCAAUGCCCUUCUAUCAAGUUUAUCUACUGGAUGUAAUUGGACUUGUUUCUAUAGUACUUGUCACGAUUUUAUCAUGCAUUUAUGUUAUCAUCAAACGGAUUUUAGGACUGUUUACCAAUAAUAGACAGUUGAGUAGUCAAAGCAGAUUGAAAGGUGAAAGAAGUAAGAAACUGAACUAAGUCACACUUUUACAGUCCAAAUAGACCGUUGCCUUUUAGUCUUCAGAAGAUGAUUGUGUUGUUGUUGAAAUGGAGAUGAGUUGCAUCAAAUCCAUAUUCAGGUCAAGCUACAUUGCAACUUCAGUUUGUUUAAAUUUAGUUGAAUACAACUUAGUUGAACAGUAGAUUGUCUUUAUAACGGAUUGCUGCAACUUAUUCAAACUUAUUACUGUCAGUUCAACAUAAUGUUCUUUUCCCAAAUGUAAAUAUUCAACCAAAUGUUCAUUACAUUUUCGUAAUGAGGAUUAGAUAAAAAUGUGUAUAUUAAAAAGUUAGCAAUACAAGAGUCAACAAAGUGGACUCUAUUUGCUUGCAUUUGCAGUUGUUUUCAAUUUUUUUUAAGUCCCCCAGGGGACGAAAUAUAGUGUGUUUAUUGUCUCUUC
Macrosteles quadrilineatus (aster leafhopper) is the source of this 2008-nucleotide messenger RNA. RefSeq names its product UDP-glycosyltransferase UGT5-like. Lineage: Eukaryota; Metazoa; Arthropoda; Insecta; Hemiptera; Cicadellidae. The coding region runs from base 3 to 1586 and encodes 527 amino acids. The record is from RefSeq and is a predicted model, not a curated record. Gene Ontology annotation, molecular function: UDP-glycosyltransferase activity. The transcript is spliced from 5 exons.